Messenger RNA from Fusarium subglutinans, 1137 nucleotides. Its product is annotated as 3-carboxymuconate cyclase. The record is from RefSeq and is a predicted model, not a curated record. The transcript has 2 exons. Gene Ontology annotation, molecular function: protein binding. Bases 1 to 1137 code for a protein of 378 amino acids. NCBI's taxonomy places the organism in Eukaryota, Fungi, Ascomycota, Sordariomycetes, Hypocreales, Nectriaceae.
AUGAAGUUCGUCAAAGCGCUUCUUGUUACAGCCUCGCUCACCAAGGCAUAUCCCAAGCCUCACAAGUCCGGUCAUGCAUUGUACUUCCUUGACAGCGACCCCCAGGGAGCUUCUGUUGUCUCACUCAGUAUUGCCAAGGAUGGCUCCCUGGGUCAGCCACAGAGAACCUCUACCGGCGGAAAGGGCCUUAUUAGCAACAAUGUGAACGGCACUGUGACGAUGGAUCCCCUUUUCUCCCAAGGCUCCAUCGUUGUGAGCGGAAACCGCUUGUUCACCGUCAACGCUGGAUCCAAUACUUUGGCCGCCUUCCAUAUCCCCAAGGAGAACCCAGCUCACCCGGUUCUUCUCGGAGAGCCUGUCGAUACCGUUGGCACAGUUCCCAACACAGUUGCCUAUUCUCGCAAGAACAAGCUUGCUUGCGUCGCCAAUACUGGCACCAAGCCGGGCGUCCAGUGCUUCACGGUCUCGGACUGCGAUGGUUUGAAGCCCCAAGGUAGCCUCAAGCCUCUUCCUGUCAUCAACCAGACAUCUCCUCCAACAGGUCCCCCAAACACUGUUUCCAACAUCCUCUUCAACCCUUCGGAGACGGCUCUUUUUGUAACCAUCAAGGGCAAUGGCAUGGAGAAUGGCUUCGUUUAUGCUUACAAGAUCGAGAAUGGCCGUGUGAGUGAGGAAGCCAUAAAGUCACAGCCCAAGAACUUGCCAGUUGCUUUUGGAAUGAGUUUUAUUUCAGAUACCUCAGCUGUUAUUUCCACGCCGGCUUAUGGUGCAGCAUUUGUGUCCAUCGCCCAUAGUCUCACUGUAUCCACCAAGACCAACAUUACAGUCCCAAAACAAAUGGCCACUUGCUGGACCGCGACUUCCGCUGGCUCUAGCUCUGUCUAUCUCCUCGAUGCCGCAGUUCCCGACGUCACUGCUCUUAACACUGAGACUAUGGCCAUCGGGCGCACUCUCCCCGGGUAUGCUGCUGGAAAGGGCAACUUCGAUGCUAUUAUCAGUGGUUCUAAGCUGUAUGCUUUACAGGCCGCUCCGGCGAUUGCUAUCUUUGACUUGAAGCGAGAUUCUUAUGGCCCAAAGGUUGUCGACUUGACCGGACUCGGAAACCGUGCUUCCUGGACUGGGAUGGCUGUUUACUGA